Molecule: messenger RNA, 7395 nt
Organism: Portunus trituberculatus (swimming crab)
Lineage: Eukaryota; Metazoa; Arthropoda; Malacostraca; Decapoda; Portunidae
Product: myomegalin-like
Biological process (GO): microtubule bundle formation; centriole replication; negative regulation of centriole replication
Cellular component (GO): pericentriolar material; microtubule plus-end; mitotic spindle pole
Molecular function (GO): gamma-tubulin binding; transcription cis-regulatory region binding; protein kinase binding
Source: RefSeq, a predicted model, not a curated record
UUGACAGAGAACAUUGUUGACCAGUGAACGGAAAUACUUGUUAUAUGGUGAACAGCAUCGAACCAUGGCUGACAAACCCUUCUUCCAGGUAGAGGACAUCAGCUUCAACUACGCUGAUCUGCUGAGAAGGCUGACGCUGAGUGGAGAGGAGCUGAGGACGCAGAGCUCACUGGCCGCCGCCCUGCAGGAGCUGCCCGCUGAUCCUAACCCGCCCCCCAGUGGCUCACCCGGACAGCUGCAAGAUGCGUCCAGCCUCGACUCCAAUGCCAGCGGUCAAAUAUCCUUGUCCUGGGGAGGCCGCUCACCAGGCAAGGCGUCCCCCUUCCGCGGACGCACCAUGAAGGAGUACGAGGAGCAGCUAGCCACCCUGAAGAAGGACAACUUCGCCCUCAAGCUCCGCAUCUACUUCCUGGAGGAGCGCAUGGGACAGAAGUGCGACCGAGACGACAAGGAUGACCUCUACAGGACAAACAUUGAACUCAAGGUGGAGACGGAGGCGCUGAAGCAGGAGCUGUACGACAAACAGGAGCUGGUGCGGCAGGCGUCUACAGCCCUGGCCAGCUUAGAGCACCACUACCAGGACCAGCUCGCACAGGCUCGCCACCAACACGCCCUGGAGACUGAACACCUCAACCAACAGAUCCAGGCACUGCAGAAGGAGGUGGAUGGGUACUGUGAGCAGCUGCAGCAGGGGGCACAGGGCCGUCUAGGGGAGCUGACCCAACUGUGCGGCCUAGCAUUCAGCACAGAGGAGGGGGAAGCUGCCCUCAACCCCCCCAGUGACCCCCUGGAUCUCACCACCUAUCCCAACCCCCUUACAGCUCACUCCCCAGUACAAGGUGUGUUCAGUCUGCCGUCAGUGGCUCCAGAUGCUGCUGCCCUGGAGAGGAGCCAACCCACCCCUGCUGCUGAGGAAGGUUCAGUUGUCAGCGAUUAUGAGCAGCAGUUGCCGGGAGUGGAGGAGGAGGAGGAGGAGGAGGAGGGAAGUGAAGUGGAGAAGCUACGGGAACGGGUAGUGGAGCUGGAGGGUCGAGUGGAGGAGCUGGAGGAGGAACUGGCAAAGAGGCAGGACACAGCGGCUGUGUUGGAGGAAGACCUUGCCAAUCUAAGGAAGGAGGUGGAGGAGAAGGUGGAGAAAAUCAGGCAGUUGGAGCAGGAGGUGGCAGAGAAGGAUGAGAAGGUGGAGGCGGCAAUGCAGGAACUAGAACUGCAGCAUUCAGAAAUUGCUGCCAAGGACCACCUCAUACAGAGCCUCCACCAGGACCUGCAUCGGGUUGAGCCAGAGAUCGAGGUGAAGGUGCAGGAAAUAGUUGAGCGAGACCGGAUCAUUGAGGAGAAGAUAGAGCAGAUUGAGCAGCAGAACAAGAUACUGGUGGAGAUACAGAUCACGCUGGAUGAGAAACAGAAGCAGCUGGCGGACAUGGAGCAGAAAGUGGAGGAGUAUGAGCAGAAGGUGGCCAAGCUGACCCAAGGCAUGGAUAAAUCAUGUGAGGUGAUACAGACCUUUGCGGAGGAGGUCCACGCACGGGAUAAAGAGAUAGUCAACCUGAAGAAGGAGUUGAAACGGAAGGAGAAGAAGGUGCGGGACUUGGUGGCAGAGUUGAAGGAGACACUCGACAUGCUGAAGAAGGCCAAGUGGGAGGCAGAGACAAGUGGAGGCGAGGACGGGGUGAAGGAGAUGGCUGAGGAAGAAAAUGAGCGACUGUGGGCUGAGCUGGAAUCACGCAAGAAUGAGAUGGUGGCACUGCAGGCCGAACACAAGCUAUCCCUCAGCCAGGCCCAGGACCGCCUGACACGGCUCCAGGAACAACUUGAUGAAAAACUGAAUGAUCUGGAGAACCAGAAGCACCUCCAUGCCAAGGAGACAGAAGAGCGUGAGGCUGGGCUGCGGGAGAAGGCAGAGCAGGUGGCCAGAUUAGAGGGCCAGCUGCAGGCCCUGCAGAGUGACAUGAACAACAGGGAAGGCCAACUGAAAACCAAUCAAGAUGUGGUGGAAGAUUUGCAGGACCAGCUGGCUCAAGUGAAGGUAGAGCUUCAGACCAAAAAGGGGGAGCUGGAGAACCUUCAAGAUGAGCUUAGAAAGAAAAAUGCAGACAUGCAGGACCUUGUGAACAGAGAGCUUUGGGAGAGGAAUCGUGAAGUGGAGCGUCUCCAGGACAAACUGGCCUGCCUCACCACCACCUCCCAGGGGCAGCUGGAGGCUAAAGAGCAAGAGCUGCUGAGACUGAGGGCCAGAUUGGCAGAAGAAGGGAAGCCAGUGGCUGGAAGUGUGGCCCAGGUCACUGUGGUGGCUGGCUCGUGUGGGCCAGAUGUGGUGACAGUGAAUCGGCCUCUUAAUUUGAGUCUGACAGAAGACAGCGGACUAGCAGUGCAGCUAUUACAGCGGGAGGUAAAUAUGGUGAGGGAGGAAGCCAGAGCACUGAGGCUUGAGCGCAGUGACCUCAACAAUAAGCUUUCCAUCCUUCAGCAAACCUUCAAGGAUCAGAACCAUCCGAUUGCAGUCCCCAAAAGCUCGUCACAGAAUGGAGGGCUGGCUGAGAACAGAGGCAAUUGUCAGGUGGAGGAGCAGCAGCAGCAGCAGGAGCAGCACAAGCCCACAGGUGAUUUCCAAGGUCAGGUGGAGGUGCUGUGUGAAGAGCUGCAGGCUACUAAGAAGAAGAUUGGUCAGCAGCUGAAUCAAGUGAAUGUCUGCAAAUACAAGGAAGCUCUGCGUCGACACAAACAGGAGAUCACAUCUCUCAGGAAGAGGCUGGCCGACUCCCACAAUGCCUGUGACUUGCUAAGAACACGUCUGGAGGAACUUGCGGACUUCCUAGAGUGCAUUCUGGAGCUGGAGGAGCAAGGACUCAUCGACCUCAGCCAGCUGUGCCCCAGUCAGGUGGCUUCCAUGCACAAGACCCUUGAUGAGUCUCGAGCACUGUCCCGUUCCCUCUCCAUGUCCCUCAUGAUAGGGGUGGAUGUGUCAGAGCAGGCUGACCCCUCACUCCUUUCCACCUCCUCUUGGAGCCUGCAUGAAGACACUUUAUCUGAGACCCAUGAAUGUCCUGGCCAAGAAACUCUUGUGGAUGAAACUCUGUCUCAAGAUGAUGUUUUAGUACAAGGAGGAGCCUUCCAGAAGAAGCUUGAGACUAAGGAAUGUGAAGUCAUGUCUCAAAAUAUGUCUUGUCUUACUGAGAGGCUGGUCAAGAGCAACCAACAGUUAAGUGAACAAGCCAAGGUCAUCAGUGAACUCCAAGCAGAAGUGGCACGGCUCAAAGACCAAGGCCUGCCCCACCACCACCACGGCUCCUCCGCUGACCUGUCAGAACCCCUGCCCCCACCUCCCCUCCACCUCCUGCAGGACAGUGAGAGUUCAGUGGCUCCAGUGGAAGGUGAGAGCUAUCUUGCCUCAGACCAAGGUAUUCUCUGGGCUCCUAAGAGUGCCUCUUCCACUGACACAGCCAUCAAAGCACAUGCUGCCCACUUGGAAUACCUACAACAGCAGCAGCAACAGCAACAGCACAAGGAGGGCACCAACAGGCUGGGAGUGAGCCAAGAACAAACAUGGGCCCCAGUGUCUCCUUCAGAGAGUGAGGCUUGGAGUGAACCUGAUAGAAAUGUCUCACUAGCCAGAAUUGGUCUGGACACCAGUAGCUUGUGUGGUGGGCCGGACCGCUCCUUAUCUCGCCCUCACCAGCUUCGUUCCAACGCUGCCCUCACAUCAGAAUCUGAAGCAGAAGUUGCCCCCGAGGAUCCUGUCUCAGCACCACUCCUGUCCCCAGCCUCCAACAGCAAGGCAUCCAAGCGACGGUCUGACGUGGCUGAGCUGCGGCGAGUCACCACCAAGCUGAGGGCUGUGGAGCAGCUCAAUGACACCCUGAGGGCUGAGCUCAAUAUCUACCAGACCCUCAACCAGCAGCUGCUGCCCUCACUCCACCACCAACGCCCCUCCACUAGUGACAAGAGCGUGGAGACUCACAAAGGGGAGACAGCUGAUGCUGCCGUUGGAGCAGAGGAAGCUAGUCCUGCCUUGGUCGUAGAGCCGGCCCCGGGUGUGUUGACUCUCCCUGCUCCACUACUUGAGGAAAUCAGAGGUCUUCGGGGAAAGCUGGAAGAGGCAAUUGUCAACAAUGACCAGCUGCGGGACCAGCUGGAGGCUGCCCUCACUGCCCAUCCCCAGGAUGAAGCCAGGUUCCUCCACCUUACUACAGCCAUACAGACUGCCCAAGAAGAACAGCGAGAGGCCAGGGAGAAGCUUCAAGCCUCCCAGACAGCCUUGCAGGAACAAGAAGAAAGAUGUCAACAAUUGCAUUACAAAUUGCUGGAGAGUGAGGCCCAGGUAAAACAGCAGCAACAACAGCUAGAAGCUUCACAGCAGCAGGCCUCAGCAGCCUCUGAGACCUUACUGGAGAAAGAGUCAGCUCUCAAAGAUCAAGCAGCGCUACUGACAGAGAGAGAACAGGAAGUGAGGCAACUACAGAGUCAAGUUGUCCAGCUGCAAGAGGAAGUUGCAAGGAAUGGAAGGCUUCAAGAGAAAUUACAGAAGCAGGAGGCACGUUUACUGGAGGUGAACAAGGAGAGACUGUCCUUAGUAGGGGAACGGGCCAGACUACAGGCCCAGUUGGCUUCUGCCUCUACCCAGGCACGCCUUCAGGAGCCCCACACAUCCCUUCUUCAGCAACUGGAGACUGAGCAAUGCACUGUUUCCAUCCUGCAGAAGGAAAGAGAGCAGCUAGUGGUUGAAAAGGAGGCACUGGAGAAGGGAACAGUGGUGCUACAGGAAGAGGUGGCUGUUUUGCAGGCCAAGAUCACCCACCUCAAGGCUUGGCACACUCAAAACACAAUGCUUGACUCACAACAUCCACACAAGUCACAUCCAGAACAGAAACAGAAUGCCGAGCCACACCACGAAGACAGCAUUCACCAGCCGGGACACCAGAGUAACAGUAAUGAUGCACAGCAGUGUGAGGUUGAGCAUCAGAAGAUCUUGGUGAGACAACUGACAGCACAGUUGGAGGCUGAGAGGCAGCUGACAACCAACUUACAACUGCAGCUCAAGACCCUAAGAAGCACUGGUACUGUUUCCCCAACCACCACCACCACCACCACAUCUGCCACACAUGGUCAUGACUCUGUGGUAGAGCCCAUCAGUUCACCAGAGAGCGUCACCAGUAUUGAGUAUUACCACCAGCCCCUGCCAGAUCCCAGCAUUCUGUGGCGACACCACAGCCCUGCCCCUGUCCCUGCAGCACCACAGCGGGAGCGAAGGUCUUCCAGCAGUGGCAGGCGGCGAGAAAGGGAGUCCUCCAGCCGCCGGGUGUCAUCACGCUGGUCAGAGAAUAAGGAGAAUAUAUUUGUGUCAUCCACCCUUACCAAUACCACCACCUCUUCCUCCACCACCAAGAGGAGCCGCCUGUCCCACAACAAAGAGAGUCAGGGCAGCAGCAUCCUGGUACCAUCCCACCUCCACCACUCUGAGGAAGACAAUGAUGGAGGAACUACCUCAGGGGAGUCACCUGACCUGGGCAUUGGGUCAGACCAUCAAUUUUCUAGCCUGGAACGUGGCACCACUGCCCACCCUCACCACAUGGCCCCCACCACACACCUCACUCAAACGUCACCACCACCACCACCAGAUCCGCUGUGUUCAGAACCUACCCCCUCCAACCUCCAGGACUUCAGCAGUCACAGUGCCCUGAUGGUGGAGAACCAACAGCUACGCGAGGAGAGUGCCAACCUUAAGGUGCGUCUCGUCUCCACCGAGGAAACCCUCAAGGACGUAGUAGAGAGGCUCUCACGUUCUAACCAACGGAAGGAAAAUGUGGAGCGAGCCAUCUACAAGCAGCUGCACAAGACCCAUGAUGUGCUCAAGAAAGCCAAGUCCCACUUGAAGCAGGCCAAUCCUCUGCCUCAGUAAACUGACCCACUCUCUAAAACUGAUUUUUAUUCUAUGGACUGAGAAAAGACUGACAUCUUGUAAGGUGGUCUCUCAUCAGGAAUGACCUUUGUUUGUGCCAAAGUCUUACAUGGAUGUGAUCAGAACUUUACAAGAGGCAAUUCCUCUUGAUAUCAACCAAUGAGUGACAUGGACUGUAUAAUGGCCUCGGCAGAACUCGUGAACACUCCUGUCAGGCCGAACAAAGACUUGUCUGCUCUUCACACUGGGUUGUCUUGGACAGACUCCUGGUGCAUCUUAUCUCUAAUUAAGGCAGUCAGAUUUAAUCCGUGUACAUUACUAGAUCCUGUGUGAUAAUUGAUGACAUGAACAUCGUGCCCUGAGCUAUCCUGUGGUGGACAUGGGAUGCCAAGGGGCACCUGCAAUAUUUUAAGUAGUUCCUGUGGGUAAAAGUCCCUCAAGGAACACCCUCAUAGGUCGUCUUCUGUGAUUUUACCAGCUCAUAUCAGGUUUUUGUUACAUCUAUAAGGAUAGUCCUUGCCGGAACGAGUGUCAUUAUUUGGCUAUUGUUGGGAGUGUUGACUGUGGCUGCCAUUUCCUGUAGACAUUCCAGUGACGUCUUAUGUGGCACUGUAAUCCUGCCCCAAUCCUUCCUCCCUCACAACUGUAUCCUUGAUGCCGUCCGUCUCUCUUGGGAGGAACCACAGGACUUCCACUGCCAGGACGUUGAGAGAAUUUUGGUUGCCGUCCAGCUGGUUGGUCAGGUUGGUUGGGGUCUGCUUGUGACGCCCUUGCCCCUCGCGGUGCUGCCGGUCGGGACUGGGCCAGCCUGAGCCUACUGCCAGUGACCAGUAAGAAGAGGGUUGUGGGAUAAUGCCCCACUUGCCCAAGGGUCCUCAUUGAGCAAGAGCCCUCGAUGGUAUACACGUCACAAGAUCCUUGGCCAACAGUAAUUUUCCUCCCUAUCCUUGCUACUACUACACCACUACUACUACUACUAUGCUGCUGCCGCAUCUUUCCUUUUAUUACUCAUGCUUCUUAGUGCUGGUAACACUUAAGUUGUCAUGAAAUCCUGCUCGUGACUUUGUUAUCGCUUCUUGUAAGUGCAACUGAUUUUGAGGAAAGGCCAAAAGUAAAAAAAUAAAAAAAUAAAUAAAAAAAAUAAUAGAAUAAAUUUUUUUUUGAAAGAAAACAUCUUUGGUGCGAAUGUAGUAGAUAAGAUAGUGGCGGCACAACAGUCAACACUCACCAACAUAAUUAUAAGAUAAUUGUUUCUGCCAAAAGCUUACUAUAAGGAAGAUGAUUGGUUGCCUCAGUGAUUGAUCUGUAUAUUUCAGUGCAUCAGCCACACUCCUGUAAAAUAAUCUAACUUGUACAGUGUCAGUAAGAGUGUAUAUAUUUUAUACCAAUGUGGCUGUCUUCCAGAACUGUGAAUGAAUCUGUACAAAGUAAGAUAAAGGGGUGUUGAGGAACCAUAAAUGAUGUGUUGAUGGAUACACAAAGAUGCACAAUCAAGAAAA